UUAGACAUCGAUACAUUGUAUCGCAACACAGCUGGGAGAAAAAAACGGCUUUAAAAUCAUACACAAGACAAAGUGUGAAUGCGUAAAUGUGCAAGUAUGUGUUACUGUGUACAAAAUAAACGACAGGUUAUGUUGUAAUUGUUGGGACAUUUGUUUGAUUAUAGUGUGGUUAAAUUCCGGCAGGGGGCCCAAUCACAAAAGCCUCCUUUUCUCCGUAAGCUAUCACUAAUUAAAGAUGACUAUUACUCUAAUUAUGAAAACGUCCAAGACGUCUAGAGUAGUAAGACUUCAGAGUACACAAUAAAGCUGGCCUCAUUAAUGAGACAAGUGCAACACCAUGGAUCCUUCUGUCAAGGUUUGGUCAUAUUGUCUUUUUUUGUUUUCAAUUUUCUAGCAGACAAUAUGACGACAGAGGGGGGUCCCAGUCCACGACCACUGCCAGAGAAGCUGUUCCACUUUUCCAAUUGUUUUUUUCCUCUCACCCUCUGCCCCUGGUGGGAAAGUAUUUAGGACUUUAGGUCUGUGACAAAUAAAAAUGUCAUCCCUGCUCAAGUCUGCCGCGAUUGUUUGUGGGCAAACUCAAGUCUUGAGAUGUUGCCUUACAGUGAGAGGAGAUGCUGGGAAUGGCUCUGUCCCCUUCACACGCACCCUUUGGUCAAGCCCAAGUUCUAGCCUUUCCCUAACAAUACCACUCUCAGCACAGGGGGUCCACCUCAACUCAAAGCUCAAACAAAUUCACAUAGAAACACCAUUGUACAGUAAAAGCCUUUUGAAUAUGACCGCCAACUGACACAUCUCGUUUCAGUUCAAGGGGGAGGAAAGUGGUUGGAGAAAAAUAAGUAACAAGGAAGGAUACAAAAGAGCGUCUAAUGGGCAUGGUGGAAAAAUGUAAUUGCAAAAAUUCUAAUAUUCUUCUAAAUAAACGGGGAUUUCAGAAAAUAUUGACAUUUGUUAAACAUGCACCAAUAGGGAAUUAAUGGGAGGGGCAGGUAUUUGUUUCAUAAAAAAAAAAAAAAAAAAAAAAAACACAUAAUGGAUUUUACUGUUGUGAAAUCUAAAAUGAAUCGUGAAGCAGGUGAAACAUGGCUAAAUACGUCCAGCUUAUCCGCUGAACAAAAUUUGCAAGAAAACAUCUCUCUUUUUUCAGUCAUAUUUUUUUCGCCAUUUAACCCUUUAUUUUCAACAUGGGCUGUUGUUGACCUAGUUUUGAUCAAAAUCCUUAAAAGUAGAGUGUUCGUUUUUUGGCAUAGUAUUUGUAUAAUCAGUUUUUCUACAAACGAUUGUUAAACAAUAGUUAGUGUAGUAGAACCAUGGUUCAGUUGUGGUUACUACAAGACCAUUUUUUUAUUAUUUGUGAUAAGAACCAUGGUUAAUAUAUAAGGGCAACUUACGUAUUAAGUAUUUACAUUCGUAAGUUUUUUUUUAUGUAAUAGGUAACAAUUUACCAAAAUAUAGACACAUAUUAAUAUCUUUCUUUAAUCGUACCAUAUUAUCUUUAAACAAUGGCACUUUUUGAUGCUUCGAACCUUAAACUACCAAACAUAUUAUUUAGAAUUUUUACAACUGCAUCCCAGUAAAUCGAUUUGGUACAAUUACAUUUUCCCAAAAUGCUUUAUAAUGGCUGAAACUCAAUCUGCAUAAGUAGUUUUUAAUUCAGGUAAGUUUGAUUAAAGAUAAACCGAAACACCCUUAAGUGCUCACGUUUUUCUUGUCCCGUUUCUUUGAUGGCUAUCAGGUGUUUAGUACUAAAUCACUUUUCCACCACUAGUUGAAAUGGCCAGCAUACAACUCCCACAAAAGCUAAGCCCCUCGUGCUUUGUAAAAAGGUCUGCAAGUUCUGGAGGAGCUGGCCUUUGAUCUGGCCUACACGACUUAGUCUAGCAAACACACAACGGCUACUCUCUCUCUCUCCCUCCCUCGUUCCCUCUCCUUCACUCCAUUCUUCUGUCUUUCUCAAUUUGUUGCAGUGUUCAGGGGUGUCAAAGGACCCGGGCUGUGACUCUAAAGAAGCGACAGCGAGUGGGACAUACACAUCGGACGCUCGGACAAUACAGGCUCAGGUUCCUGAAAUUGCUAAACCUGUUCCUCAGAAUGGAAGUGAAGAGCGAGAUGAGGGGAAGUCCAUCAGGAGGUCUAGUUCAAUAGUUGCAUCAGCAACAACUGGGAAUGCUGACCCCGAAAGCUUCAUCCAAGGAAUGCAGGGAUAUCAAUGGACAGACACAGACCUGGAGUUUAUAUAUGAAACCAAAAGGAAAAAGCAAGUUCAACAGGCGCAGCUGGAGUUAAGUGAAGUCCAGAAAUCUCUGAAGAGAAUGAGGCAAAUGCGGGACUUGGCCAUUGCUGCCCAUGUCAAAAUACAAACAGAGCUCUCUAAGGUGCCGUCGUGUGAUCGGAUGCAGCAGAUUUCCUAUAAAAUACUUCUGAGGUCCCAGAACUCCAGUCAGCUGGAAGGACUUGAUUUUAAAGCUCGACUUGCUCAGCUAAAGUAUGCUAAUGUGAUCUGCACUAUAGCCGAGGAGAAGACAGAGGUCAGCAAACUCAAGGCAGAACUGGAAAAGGCACAAGCAAUGAGAGAAAAGGAGGAGCAACUCACGAAGGACAUUGACAGCUAUAAGGAAAAGAUCAAUCAAAUCGAGGUAAACGUACAUACACUGACUGCAGAAAUAGCGGCUCUGGAAUCCCAACUGUCUGGUAAAGAGGAGGCACUACGGCCAGCUAAACAAUUGCAGCAAGUCAGAAAAGGCCUCCAAACCUCUGCUGCCUCUAAUGCCAAUAAAACCCAUCCAGCACUUAAACCUUCCGCAUCUGCAACAAAAUCUUCUAGUGCUGCUUCUGCCACGAAACCUACUAGUGCCACUUCUGCAACGAAACCUUCCAGUAUCAAUUCUGCCACCAAACCUUCAAGUGGCGCUUCUGUCGCAAAAACUUCUAGAGCCACUUCUGCCCUGAAACUUUCCAAUGAUGCUUCUGCCCCGAAACCUUCCAGUGCCGAACAUUCUGGUGCCACUUAUGCACCUGAACCCUCCAAAUGUUCCAGAUCUCUGUCUCCCCUAAAUUCUUCUAGCACCGCUUCUGCCCCUGAACCCUCUAAACCAACUAUAGCCACUUCUGGACCCAAACCUUCCAGUGCUGUUUCUGCCACCAAACCCUCCAAAUCUUCCCGUGCUGCUUCUGCCACCAAACCCUCCAAAUCUUCCAGUGCUGCUUCUGCCACCAAACCCUCCAAAUCUUCCAGAGCUGCUUCUGACCCCAAACCCUCAAAAUCUUCCAGAGCUGCUUUUGCCACCAAACCUUCCAAAUCUUCCAGGACUGCUUCUGCCCCCAAACUCUCCGAACCCUCAGCUGUCCCUAAACCCCCAAAAUCCACUGCAACCCCUUCAAACCCCCUCAAACCACCUGCUACCAUGAAAGACUCCAAAACUCUCAAACUCACCACCGGCAUAAAGGCUUCAGCAGAUGAUGUUGCUGGUCUGCGCCGCUCUAAAAGAAUUGCUUCUAAGAAAGAUAAGUGAUCAAUUUGUUUAGAACCUUUUUCUUACUCUCAUAUAUGAUGCCAUUUUUGUCUUGAAAUCAUGUUUUUGGAGUGGGAGGAUUUACUUUUAAACUGUUUUAAAUUUUUUUAUUAAAAUCAGAUGUAAUUGACAAAAUGGACAACAUGCAUUUAGAUGUUUUGCACUCUUUUUUUUUUCUUUAAGCCAUGCAUUAAGAGUGCAUUUUAUUUUGGAAUUAAUAAAUGUUUUUUCAACUGUCUCUA
Messenger RNA from Danio rerio (zebrafish), 3754 nucleotides. The record is from RefSeq and is a predicted model, not a curated record. NCBI's taxonomy places the organism in Eukaryota, Metazoa, Chordata, Actinopteri, Cypriniformes, Danionidae.